AUGUCUGGAAGAGGAAAGGGGGGCAAGGGUUUGGGAAAGGGCGGAGCAAAACGCCACCGUAAGGUGCUUCGUGAUAACAUUCAGGGCAUCACAAAGCCUGCGAUUCGGCGUCUGGCCCGGAGAGGUGGAGUUAAACGCAUUAGUGGGCUCAUCUACGAAGAGACUCGUGGUGUCCUUAAGAUCUUUUUGGAGAAUGUUAUUCGCGAUGCUGUCACCUACACCGAGCACGCUCGCCGGAAAACUGUCACUGCAAUGGACGAAGAAGAAGUAUCAGUAUCAGUAUAUGCUAAUUGGAGUCUAGAUGCUGAAGGUUUUCUAUCAGCUUGA
Molecule: messenger RNA, 327 nt
Organism: Fraxinus pennsylvanica
Lineage: Eukaryota; Viridiplantae; Streptophyta; Magnoliopsida; Lamiales; Oleaceae
Source: the annotation of a GenBank genome assembly